AUGCGAUUUUAAACUAUUUCUUUAGAUUACAUCCGAAAGAGUAUUUCACAGGUUUACAAGCCUACAAUUGGAGCAGAUUUUCACAGUAAAAAGCUAGAGAUCAUGGAGGGUGAUGAAUUAAAGCAUGUGACUUUACAGAUAUGGGAUACAGCUGGCCAGGAGAGAUAUCAGAGUCUGGGAGUGGCUUUUUACAGAGGAGCUGAAGCUUGUGUGCUAGUCUAUGAUAUUUUGAACUAAAGAAGUUUUGAGAACUUGACUAUAUGGAAAUAAGAUUUCUUAGUUAAAGCUAAUCCGAAGGAUCCUGAUAACUUCCCAUUUUUCGUCUUUGGCAAUAAAGUAGAUAAGGCUAAUGAACGAAAAAUUCCAGUAGCUAAAGUAGAAGAAUGGCUGAAAAAGAAUAAUAACAUUCCUUAUGAGGAAACCUCCGCUAUGGAUGGAUCGAAUGUAGAAAUAGCAUUUAAUAGAAUAGCACAGUAACUUUUAAAGCAAGUUAUGGCUUAAGAUUAGUCUAUUCUACCGUAAAAAAUCACAGACGGAGCAGCUGCUAAAAAGUUUGCACUUAGUAAUAAUAAAAAGCAUGGAAAGAAAGGUAGCAGAAAAAUACAUCAAGGCAUUUAUAUUAAUCAAAUCUGUUGUUUGUGGGGAAUCAAUGAUAGCUUAAAAUCAAGAGCAUACGGGUAAAAGAAGGAAGCUGAUUUAGAUACUAAGCAUGAUAAGGUUCUGGAAUAUGAGAACAAAGGUGGCCAUUAUUAUCCCGCAGAUAGAGAGGGCAAGCUUGAUGAGUGGGGAGCAAUGGUUAAACAUAUGACUGCCAGACAUCAGGUAAUGGAGUUAGAAAAAAAAGAUAAGUAAAAGAAAUAGAAGGAGGAAUAUUAACAGUUCUUAGACCACUAAAGACUUGAAAAACUACAGCAAAAGAUGCAAGAUUAAACUCUUAAGAAGCAUGAAUAUGACCUUAUUUUGCAGAAAGAACAAGUACUGAAACAGUUAAACCAAUAACAAUCCGUUGAAUAAAAGAGUUACUAAGGUUAUUUAAAAAAUUAGUACUAGUAAAAUAUCACUGAGCAUGAUGUAAAGAAAAAAUUCGAUAGAGAUGUUGAAAUCGAAGAGGAAAAAAAUAGACAAGAUAGAAUCAAGAGAGAUCUGGAAGUGGAAAAAAGAAGAUAAUAUGAAAACAAGGAAAAAUUAAGAAUCGAAAUGGAUCUCGCCUUAAAAUACAAAGGAGUUAUGACUGACCAGGAAAGAUAACUGCUAGAGAGAAACAGAAAAGAAUGGCAGCAGCUAUGUGAGUAGAAUUCUAAAAAGGAGAUAGAUAGAGAGGAAUAAUACAAGAGAUUCUUUAAAGACUUUGAACAAGACAUGCAAAGAAGAAUGAAUCAGCAUAUCGAUCAUGUAUUAAAGGAAGAAGUUACGAAAUAAAGCAAAUAAGAUUAAAUAGAAAUGUCAAAUGAACAAAGGUACAAGGUAUGGCAAGAACAAAAGGAGAAAUUUGAGAAGGAUAUCAGGAUGCAGGGACUGAGAGACAUGCACAAUACAAACAGAAAUCUAAUGGAACAAUAGAUGAGUAAAAUCAAUUAGGAUAAAAAUGAUAUGAGAAAGGUUAUUGAGGAUAGACAUGUUGAGGAAACUGAUUACAGAAACUUCGAAAGGACUAUGAAGGAUUAAGAUAGAGAGAGAAGAAAAAUUUAUAAGGAUACUCUUGAUCAUCAAAUGAAGAUUCUUGACAUGCAGAAACACAAAUAUGGUACUAUGACUAAUGAAGAGAAGAGAAUGAAUAAACUUGAUCUUCACAAUUACAAAGCUAAUGAUGCUCACUAAUUUGAAGCUAUGAUUCCUGGCAUUCAUAACUUAAACACUGUUGGAACAUCACCUUUGAAAAGAGGUGCGACCUAAAUCCUGAAUCAAACUAGACAAUCAACAUCCAAUACUGAUUUGCACUCUGCUAGCGAGCAAUAAAAUCAUCGAACACUAGGCUAGAGUCAAAGCAUGAGAGUUCUUUUGCCUUACCACAAUUAGAGCCCAAUGACUAAUGAAGUUAAAAGUAAAAUCAUAGAAAAGAAGGAGAAUGCAAUUGAUCCUGAUAAGUAUAAUCCCAUUACAAACCCCAUUCCUUGGGUCAAUUAGAAUCCAUAUGUGAACAAAGAAAAAAAUAUUGUAAGAGGAAGUGGGCGAUCUACCCUCAUUCUAUAGUGA
Molecule: messenger RNA, 2193 nt
Organism: Stylonychia lemnae
Lineage: Eukaryota; Ciliophora; Spirotrichea; Sporadotrichida; Oxytrichidae
Source: the annotation of a GenBank genome assembly